CACGUUAUUUGCAAGAGGAGCCACAAUCCUGGUUGUUGGAAAUGGAGACAAUGAAAUAUUCACAUAGAUGAGGUUUUUCCUUCAUUUUUCCUCAACAUGGAUUGAGAGGAGACUGUCAAAAGGUUGCAAUGGAGACCCUGCCAAUAGGCUGGACUGUGCACACCUGUGACCAGGAAGGAGAUGUUCCAGGAGCAGGACAGGUGGAAGGGAGAGCUGCUGCCAACACUGACACACAUGUUCAUGAUCUGUUCCACGAGGAUGCACAGGGUUUUCAGGACUCUAGUCAGCCCUGGUGGAAGAUCAAAAUAUUCGUGUGGGAGCCGGUUCUCUUUGGUACCUGGGAUGGUGUUUUUACCACAUGCAUGAUCAACAUUUUUGGUGUUGUUCUGUUCCUGCGAACUGGCUACCUGGUGGGAAACACAGGUGUGUUCCUUGGGAUGCUGCUGGUCUCUAUGGUCGUAGCGGUUGCUUUAGUGACUGUAAUGUCAGGGAUUGGAGUUUGUGAACACUGUGGUGUCGGUAGUGGAGGAAUCUACUCCAUGAUUUCCACUGUCCUGGGUGGCAGGGUCGGAGGUACAGUCGGACUACUUUACGUGUUCGGACAGUGCGUAGCUGGUGCCAUGUACAUCACUGGGUUCUCCGAGUCGGUGGCAGAGCUACUGAGUCUACAGAGUGAGUGGGCCGUUCGCGGCAUGUCGGUCACAGUGCUGCUGGCUCUGCUCGGGAUCAACCUGGCUGGGGUCAAGUGGAUUGUGAGAAUUCAGCUGCUCCUGCUGGCUGUGCUUGCUGUCUCCACGCUGGACUUUGUCAUUGGCACCUUCACACACCUUGAUCCAGAGCAUGGAUUUGUCGGUUAUUCAGCCAGGCUUCUCAGCAGCAACACAAUGCCAGAUUACACCCCAGGGGAAAACUUCUUCACUGUUUUUGGAGUCUUCUUCCCUGCUGCUACAGGGGUUAUGGCAGGCUUCAACAUGAGCUCAGACCUUCAGCGGCCUGAACACAACAUCCCUGUGGGAACGCUGGCAGCUGUCUUUACCUCGUGGUUCCUGUAUCUGGUCUUUGUCUUCCUCCUGGGGGCCAUCUGCACCAGAGAAGCACUGCGUUAUGACUUCUUAAUAGCAGAAAAGGUCUCCUUGGUGGGUUUCCUCUUUCUGCUGGGGCUCUACAUCUCCUCCUUGGCUUCUUGCAUGGGCGGCCUGUACGGAGCACCCAGGAUCCUUCAGUGCAUCGCCCAGGAGAGAGUCAUCCCCGCUCUGGCCUUUCUGGGAAAAGGGAAAGGCCCCAACAGGACCCCCGUUGCAGCUAUCUGUCUGACCAGCCUGCUGACCAUGGCUUUCGUUUUCAUUGGCCAGGUCAACGUACUGGCCCCCAUUGUCACCAUCAACUUCAUGCUCACAUACAGCUUUAUUGACUACUCCUAUUUCAGUGUGGCAAAAACCUUCCAGAUGCAGACUAAAGAGAAGCAGGAUGCCCUGCUUCUGGCCAAAAGAAACCAACGCAGGUCAACCAGGCGAAGCUCCAAACCACUGAUUGAUGCCACUUUCCCAAACUAUGGGAGUGGAGGUGAGGGUCAUCAGGGUAAAGGCACCCUGCUGGAGUUCACCAAAGACAUGGACCACAUCUUUCCCCCUGUUUCAAAUGGAGAUCCGGGAGCUGAGAAGAACUCCCAGACACAAGAACUCAGCAGCUCCUGUAGAAGCAGAAAGGCUAAUGUCAAUGCUAAGCAGAUGCUAAUGGACAGCUUUGGCAUAGACCUGAACAGCAAUGUAUUUAUGGAUGAAAAUGAAAGGGAGAGUGGUUCAGCUCCAUCACAAGAGGAAGCUGUGGAGAAGCGUGGAAGUGGACAGCCAGAAUCCAUGGAAAAAAUGUGUGAUAUUCAGCAGGACACAGCUCUCGGGCCUCACAGUCACAGCCCAGGUCCUGGAAAUAAAGCAGAGCAUGAGAACUUUGAAAUCAAACCCAUUAAGGAUUCACUUUAUGGGAAGUUGUGCAACCACUGGGUCGCUCUUAUUGGUGCAGUGAGCUCCAUUUUGAUCAUGUUUGUUAUUCAGUGGAUUUAUGCCUUAGCAAAUAUAGUGGUAGCAUUCUUACUUUUCUUCUACAUCGGGAAAACAAAUCCUGGACUACCCACAGGUAUUGCUGCUCGUUUCAGCUUUUUCAAAUGGCUGAAAUCAACACUGAGAAACAUUGGCAGGAGAGCAGGAUCUACUCGGGAUGAGAUCGUAGUGACACCCUCUCUGUCUGGGGUUGGAGUGAAAACCAAGCAGCUGACGGAGGACAACGCUGACUUUGCCUCUCGUCACCGCUAUCACCAGUCCUCGUUCAUCAGGCCCGACAAGAUGGUGCAGCCUCAACUCCACUGACUGACUUUACCUUGCACGUACAUCAACGCUGACAGCCUCAAACCACAUUUUCUGCCUCAGUGUCAUGUGCACAAACCACAUACACCUCCUGCUUAUCGGACACUUAAUCACUCAGAUCAUUGUCUUGUGCUUAGAAGUCUGAGCUGUUCCUAGAAUUGCACAGUGAGCAUCUUACAUUAAAGUGAAGUGAAUUUUGUUUUAAUGUGAAGUACUUACAGCUCUUAUUUCUAAGUGUCAUAGUGUGUAAAUGUAUUCACUGUCAGAUCACUGUACUGUAACUAACAUGUUAUGUAAGUGUUGAUGGGGUUUCUCACAUGUUCAGUGUAAA
Molecule: messenger RNA, 2691 nt
Organism: Sphaeramia orbicularis (orbiculate cardinalfish)
Lineage: Eukaryota; Metazoa; Chordata; Actinopteri; Kurtiformes; Apogonidae
Gene: slc12a8
Product: solute carrier family 12 member 8
Exons: 14
Coding region: 129-2363 (744 amino acids)
Biological process (GO): potassium ion import across plasma membrane; chloride ion homeostasis; potassium ion homeostasis
Cellular component (GO): membrane
Molecular function (GO): potassium:chloride symporter activity
Source: RefSeq, a predicted model, not a curated record